Bursaphelenchus xylophilus (pine wood nematode) is the source of this 1984-nucleotide messenger RNA. Lineage: Eukaryota; Metazoa; Nematoda; Chromadorea; Rhabditida; Aphelenchoididae. The record is from the annotation of a GenBank genome assembly.
AUGACCUGUAACAACUUCCUGCAGAACCUAUUUUUGAGCAAAUUUACAGAUCUGAAAACUUUCAAUAUCGAAUUUAUUGUGACUUAUGGUGGAAUGAGAGACGGUAUUAUGGAAAUUUCAAUACCAAGUAAGAGCGGUGACACGGGUAGAAUUGUGGUAACUAUUGCUAACGAUGAGAAGCAGUUUGAAGACCAAGAGACGACUAAAAUUUCGCUUACGUUGGAUGUGCAAAAAAAGGUGAGAAAUAAACUUUUUCUGUGACUGCAGGAAAUCUCAGUGUACAGGGUGGGCCACUCGAAACUGACAAGUUGUUUCUUUGAAUUUCUCCGCGGAGGCUCUGCCGAUUUUUCUAAAAUUUAGAUUUUUCUGGAGCUGAGACCCGCCAUUUUCAACCGACUGAAUUUCAAAAAAACAUAUUUUGAAUUAACCUUUCCAUGCCUUUUCAAAGUUUUGAAAAAUUAUUUUCGGGCCGAAACCGCUAAAACUUAUAAAAUUUUUGGAAUGAUUUUCAAUUGACUUUCUCGGACUUGGAAAAUUUUUGAUUUUUCUUACGAAAUCGUGGGCCUUAAACUUGUUUAAAGCAAAUUGAAAGCCACCAGAGGGUUGUUUGUAUUACCAUUAGGGCACGAACGCUCAAAAAAAAAAAAAAAAAAAAAAAAAUCAAACAAAGAUUGAAAAAUUCGACGUCAAUCGUUAUCGAGUCAGGCUUGGGGCAUCUUGAAGCUCAGAUACGUAAUUAAAAUUACGUAUCCACGAUACGUAAUUAAAAUUACGUAUCCACGAUACGUAAUUUUAACUGCUCAUGACUCUCAAAGCCACUACAAGGUUGUGAUGCGAGAGGAGGUGGGCAUAAUAACUCAGAUAGAAACAUUAUAAUCAGAUUGUUAAAUAAAAUUGUUUUUGGAACAAUAUUUGAUAACUAUCUGAGGUAAAACAAAGAAAAUUUCACCCAAGAACUCGGAAAAAUGACCAAUUUUUCAAAAUUAUUCCAAAAAUUUUCCAAGUUUUAGCGGUUUCGGCCUGAAAAUAAUUUUUCAAAACUUAGAGAAGGCAUGGAAAGGUCAAUUCAAAAUAUAUUUUCUUGAAAGUAAGUCGGUUGAAAAUGGCGGGUCUCAGCUCCAGAAAAAUCUAAAUUUUGGAAAAAUCGGCGGAGUCUCCGCGGAGAAAUUCAAAGAAACAACUUGUCAGUUUCGAGUGGCCCACCCUGUAUAAUUUGUAUAUCCCAAAGAUGCCGCAACAUAUUUUUUAGGACAGGCGCGAUACAGAACGUAGAAACGCUAUGUUCUACGACAAGAAACCGGAUCGUCUUUAUUGCGCUCAAUGGAAGUACGAUAAUACGGUUGAUAUUCAUUACAUGACUCCAGGCCAGGAUCAACCAGUAAAGGUUCUAUCAACUCCAAACACUUGUGUGAAAUUGCAAAGCCCACACAUCUCUGUGGAUCAGGAGCAUUUAUUUUUGAUCUUUUCAUGCCAACAUGACACAUAUAUCAUGUAUUACAAUGCCAAGACCAAAGAAUGUAUAUGGCACGAAGUAAAUGGGCAUUUCCAAGAUAUGUUUCAAUGGGCAAAUCAAUUAUUAAUUCGAACAGAAGAUGGCUUAACUCACAUAAGUGCUGAUCACACUAUGCUGAGGAGUACUUGGAGUACUUCUAUUUCGAAUUCUAUUCGAAUGACUGAAUCGGUUUAUGCUUUCCAUCAAAAUUCUUAUGUCUCCGUAAGUCAUUCAGUCAUCAAUUUUUAAUUCAAAUUUGCAGAAUUUACUAUGACUUUCUUUUAGUUUGCAUUUAUUGAAAAUGGGAUGUUCAAGAUUAAGAAAACAAUGAUAUAUGCAGGUGAAUUAGCAAAAUUGAAAAGAAGAUGUAGCAGUAUUCUGACAGUCAAGGACGGAUUCGGUUCCAACACUUAUUUCUUUGAAGUUUUCAACGGAAAUCUCGUUUACGACAAAAUUAGUCGACGUUUGGUAUAUGAUAAUGCAUCGGCAUAG